AUGUGCAGGAGGAAGCGUGUGGAGGCCCCGGCUAAACCCUGUGGAUCCGAGGUCUGCAAUCAGACUUCCCAAUGUUUGGAGAAGGGAUGUGGGAAGGGCUGUGCGCAAGCACCAUCGUUCUGCGAACUCCACAUCGCCUCCGAAACCGGGAACCUGUCAAAGUUGAAACUCAUCUUGUCCCAGGGACGGGCGGACAUUAAGUGCAAAGAGUGGAUUGGUUGGACACCGGUGAUGUUGGCAGCUGGUAAUGGGCACCGAGAAGUGGUUGAGUUACUUGUUAGUAAAGGAUCCAGCAUGUCACUCGUAAAUAAAAGAGGUGACAACAUCCUUCACUGUGCCUGUUGGGGAGGAGAGGUUGAGAUGGUGAUAUAUAUACUCUCACAUGACAUGGAGGACAUCAACAGUAGAGGAUGUAAGAAGAGGACACCAGUGAUGGCGGCAGCAUUGCGCGGACAUAAAGAAGUGGUAGAGUUACUCGUGGUUGAAGGAGCUGAUGUGUCACUCGUAUCUGAAAAGGGUGACAACAUUCUUCAUCUUUCCUGUCGGGGAGGACAUGUGGAGGUGGUCAAGUAUGUCCUCUCACAAGACAUGGUGCGCAUCAACAGUAGAGGAUGGCAGAAGAGGACACCAGUGAUGGUGGCAGCAGAGAAUGGACAUAAAGAAGUGGUAGAGUUACUCGUGGGUGAAGGAGCUGACUUGUCAAUCCUUACUCACGGGCGUGACAGCGUCCUUCAUCUUGCCUGUCGGGGAGGACAUGUGGAGGUGGUCAAGUAUGUCCUCUCACAAUACAUGGUGCGUAUCAACAGUAGAGGAUGGCAGAAGAGGACACCAGUGAUGGUGGCAGCAUUGCGUGGACAUAAAGAACUGGUAGAGUUACUCGUGGGUGAAGGAGCUGAUGUGUCACUCGUGAAUCAAAGGCGUGAAAACAUUCUUCAUCUUGCCUGUCGGGGAGGACAUUUGGAGGUGGUGAAAUAUAUCCUCACACAGGACAAGGUGGGCAUCAACGCCAAAAAUAAAAAAGGACAAACAGCAGCCAAGAUAGCAAUAUCCCAGGAUCGAGGAGACAUGCUUGAUCUUCUUCUGUCACAUGGUGCUCUCAUGUAA
Messenger RNA from Haliotis rufescens (red abalone), 1104 nucleotides. RefSeq names its product ankyrin repeat domain-containing protein 17-like. Bases 1 to 1104 code for a protein of 367 amino acids. The transcript is spliced from 3 exons. The record is from RefSeq and is a predicted model, not a curated record. NCBI's taxonomy places the organism in Eukaryota, Metazoa, Mollusca, Gastropoda, Lepetellida, Haliotidae. Gene Ontology annotation, molecular function: protein binding.